CAGGAAUUACCCAGUUGGUACUUGGACGGCUGUUUCAUAGCGCAGUUGUUCGCGUCGGCCAACUCAGCCAUCAACCCAAUCGUCACAUUUCGCAAAACAUUUGCACAUUUAUUGCCAAAACUGUUUGUUUCCAAGAAGAGUACCAAUCGAGUGGUUCCGCUGGAUGUGGCGGUCCUUCAGUACCAGUUAGACAUGGCUCGGCCAUCGCUGGCGACCGACAGCGCCGACAAACAUAUGAGACAAUUGAUGGCAAAUCUCGAUAAUGGAUUGCAAACUAAUACAACGAGUUUCACGAAACAAAUUAUGAUGAAUAGAGCGCCGGAAAUAUUUCUUAGGGAUGAGACUUGA
Molecule: messenger RNA, 348 nt
Organism: Oppiella nova
Lineage: Eukaryota; Metazoa; Arthropoda; Arachnida; Sarcoptiformes; Oppiidae
Source: the annotation of a GenBank genome assembly